Zingiber officinale is the source of this 644-nucleotide messenger RNA. RefSeq names its product 50S ribosomal protein L24-like. Bases 141 to 644 code for a protein of 167 amino acids. Gene Ontology annotation, cellular component: ribosome; mitochondrion. Gene Ontology annotation, biological process: translation. The transcript is spliced from 5 exons. Lineage: Eukaryota; Viridiplantae; Streptophyta; Magnoliopsida; Zingiberales; Zingiberaceae. Gene Ontology annotation, molecular function: RNA binding; structural constituent of ribosome. The record is from RefSeq and is a predicted model, not a curated record.
AUCUCCUGCCGCGAUCCUCUCCCUCUCCUCGCCAUCUCCUGCCGCGAGCCCUAGCAGAGGUCGGCGCGAGCCAUCUCCUGCACCUAAACCUUAGGUGGGAAAAGGUUUAAACAGGCAGAGCCCAGUCAACACAAGGAAGGAUGGGGUGGAAGGCAGCUGAGAAGUUAUUCAGGCACUGGAAGAUCCUCAGAGGCGACAACGUCAUGAUCAUAAGAGGCAAGGAUAAGGGUGAGACAGGUAUCAUCAAACGUAUCAUUAGAUCUCAGAACAGUCAUUAUUUACCCUUUGCUAUCUGUUAUCAGAUUGUGUUGUUCUCAUUUCAGGUGAAGAAACACAUCAAACAAGGGCAAGGACAUGAGGGUGGAAUCUUUUCAAUUGAAACCCCCCUUCAUGUUUCCAAUGUCCAGGUUCUUGACCCAGUUACUGGGAAGCCAUGUAAGACCAGGUAUAAAUAUCUGGAAGACGGAACUAAAGUAUGGGUCUCUAGAGGACUUGCUGCAUCUGGAGCUGUAAUUCCUCGUCCUGAAAUACUAAAAGAAAGGCGAAAACCAAGACCUAGCUUUGUUGGUCCCAAGGAUACACCAGUUGAACUAGUACUCGAAAAGACAUACGAUGCUAAAGCUGGAAUUGGCAUGCCUGAUUAG